Molecule: messenger RNA, 5830 nt
Organism: Cherax quadricarinatus
Lineage: Eukaryota; Metazoa; Arthropoda; Malacostraca; Decapoda; Parastacidae
Product: DNA-directed primase/polymerase protein
Biological process (GO): response to UV; replication fork processing; mitochondrial DNA replication
Cellular component (GO): mitochondrial matrix; nucleus
Molecular function (GO): DNA-directed DNA polymerase activity; chromatin binding
Source: RefSeq, a predicted model, not a curated record
AGCUAAUGUCAAAGAUGGAUCUAUAAAUGAACAGCAUAUUGAAGUUUGUAAUAAUAAGAUAUCAAUGUCUGUACCAAGUAUAUAGAGCCAGCAAGAUGCUUUGGCGGAAUUUUUGGUUAUGGCUGACACUGUCUGGUGUGAAGAAUCUCGUCUGUAUCACACAUCACGCCUCCUGCACCUCCACUAUAGUAUUAUUUAGGUGCUUCAAGAGGGACAGCAGAUGUCAUAAGGAAACGCCCAAAUGUUUCCAUCUGUACCGGGGAUUGAACCACUGACCUCAGUGUGUGAGCUGAGUGUGCUAGGAACCCAGGCCUCUCAAGUGAGCUGCCCUGAUGCCGAUUAGGGGCUUAUGAAGACUGAGACCCACAGUAGUCACCUAACACCCAGGUACCAGCGUGCUGCUAGGUGAACAAGGGCAACGUACAGAGCAUUGCAGGAUAAUCAAUAUAAGUAAUAAUGGAAAUAGUUACUGUGCUAGAAGAGUACUUGUACAUCAGAGAUUAUUUUUAGAACCCUCUGAGGAAUGAAGACUAGCACAAGAGAGGAAGCUGUAGCCACCACAUUCAGCAUUGCUGGCUUCUAUGGCAAAGCACAACCAACAUAUAACAGCAAAAUUCGGAAUCAGAUUUUUCAUGUGGCAAAAGCUACUAAGCAUAUGGAACAGAGGCCUUUGCCCUGUGAAUAUUACCCUGGAAUUCUUGGCCCACCAACCACCUGGAAAAUAUUUCCUCGCCAGGCAGAAGCAAUUAGGUUUGCACAAGUGCAAGGUGAAGGGCUUAUGGUGUUCUCCUUUGAAGGUGAUGCAGUUGGUGAAAGUGGUAAAAGGAAUUAUGUUGUCACUCAUCCGUCUUUGAUGUGGGUUCAACUCUGUGCACGGCAUCCAAAUCAAAGGUGCACAUAUGAAGUUAUACGAGAACUUUGUGUAUGUAAGCUUUAUUUUGAUCUUGAGUUUUUGGUUGCUAUCAAUCCUGAUAGUAAUGGAAUUUCCAUGACUAAUACUUUUAUUAAUAUUAUUUGCUAUUUUCUAUGUAAAGAGUUUAACAUUGAGUGCAGCAGAAAAAACGUUUUAGAUUUAAGUAGCACUUCCAUUCACAAAUUUAGUCGUCAUUUGAUUUUUAAUCUUCCAGGUGUUGCUUUUACUAAUAAUAUUCACGUUGGUAAUUUUGUUGUGAUGAUAUGUAAUAAAAUCAGAGACUGGGAUAAAGAAGGCAACAUGAUGGACAUACCUCAUGUUAAGGUUGAUGAUGUUAGAAACCUUUUUGUUUUAGAUGCUAAGAAUAAUAAAAUUCUUUUUUGUGAUGAAGGUGUCUAUACUAAAAACAGAAAUUUUAGAAUAUAUAAAUCUACAAAGCUUGGAAAGAAUUCUCCUUUAGUGAUUGCCCAAGAAAAUGAAUAUGUACCUAAAUAUGCUGCUGAAGCUCUAGAGAAUGAGCAGCUGUUUCUAAAUUCUCUUGUUACCUUAGUGGAUAAUAACUGUGAAGUUUUGAGCUUUGGGGAACAUGAACACAAAGUGACGAGAUCAGGAGUAAAUACCCAUUGCAGUAGAGAGCAAUGUGACUCUGAAAUUGAAGGCUUCAGUAGCUCACCAUACCCAGAAAUUGACAGCUACAUUCAGGGGGUUGUAGCUCCAGGCUACAUCCGGUGUUGGUAUUACUUUUCUCAAGGUGAAGUGUUGGUUUAUGAAAUAGCUCAAAACAGGUUUUGUUAUAACAUUGGACGUGAGCAUAAAAGUAACAGAGUUAUGUAUGUUGUAAACCUAAAGAAUGCUACAUAUUAUCAAAAGUGUCACGACCCAGACUGCAAGGGGUUUAGAUCUCGUUUAUGGUCAUUACCUGAAAGUACAGUUUUCUGGCAAUCUAUGACAGAUGAUGAAAUAAUGAAAUGGGUUGAGUGUGUGGAUGACAAUAGCAGUGAGUGUGACAGAUUGCUACUGACAACCACACAUCAAGCAGAGAUGGAGGAUAUCUCAGAUGAACUGCUUGUGAGUGCUGCAGAAGCUUAUGAAAUGUGGGAUAAGAUUGACCAGAUAUCUAGUUUAUCUAGUAUUAAAGAAUCUCAAGAAAGUUCAAAAAGUAACCUUUCACAAAAAAGUAAUCCAUGGAAUAAACUUUCUCAGAUUUCAAAACCUGACAAUUCCUAUUUUGACAAGUUAUCACAGAGGUUUAUACCAGACAUUCAGUCGUCUCAAAACCAUGCCAGUAUACCCGAGGUGGAGGACCCCAGCUUAUGUGAGAUUGACUGGGAUGAAGAAUUUUCCUAAAUAGUACCCCCUGUAGAGGAAUAUAUUUGAAAAAUGAUUAUGAAGUGUAAUUGAAAAUAAGCAGAAAAGUGGGGGAUGGAGACUUCCUUAACAAUACUAUUGUUAUUUUUGUUUUUAACACACUGGCUGUCUCCCACUGAGGCAGGGUGACCCAAAAAAGAAACACUUUCCCCAUCAUUCACACUAUCAUUGCCUUGCCAGAGGUAUGUAGAUAUGACAGUUCAGAUGUCCCUCCAAACUAAGUUCUAAACCCUUCCUUAAGAAUAGUGCAAUAAGUAGAUCUAUAAUUACACAUCUGCAUGUUAGACAUGAAGCAUGUCCAAAGUAUUAAGAUGUUAUUUUCUACAUAAAUUUAUUAAUGAAUUUUGCCAUUUUCUUGAAUUUGUUACUGUAUUAUUUUAUUAGAGAUGCAAUUUUUAAGUACAGGUCUUUUAUAGUAUCUGUGUAAUGCAGUACAGUGCAUGAGUUACUUUUGAAUGUCAAAACUCUUUGCUUCACAGGUUAACAGCGGAUUUGGUAUAGGAAGUUUUUAAAGUAAAUUGUUAGCUCAAUAAAGACAAUCCUGUAAACCCUCGAUUUAAUGAUUAGUAGGGAGGAGCAGAUAAUGGUGAUUGUGGCGGAUUCAGUAGAGAUUGUUUUAACAUACAUAAGGAGGAUUAACAAUAGACCCCUAGCUGUCUUCAAGAGGGAGUGGGACAGACACCUAAAGUCAGUACCUAAUGAACUGGGCUGUGGUUCGUACAUUGGAUUGUGUGUGACCAGCAGUAACAGCCUCAGUGAUCAGGUCCUUAUCCACUGCGAGGCCUGGCCAUAGACUAAGCCACGGGGGCGUUUACCCCUGAAACACCCUCCAGGUAUUUUCCAGGUGUAAUGGACAAUUCUGUAACCAAUAGACUUGGUCCAAUUCUUCCAAAUCAGUUAAUCCAGCAGAUUUUGUCCUGUAUCUGAAAUUUGUUAAACUGAAUGUUUGCUGUAACAUGUUACUAUAAUUUUCUAGGAGUAUCACAUCACAAAGGUAAGCUUCCUGAUUUUUUUUUUAACACUUCGGCCGUCUCUUACCGAGGCAGGGUGACCCAAAAAGAAAGAACAUACUUUCAUCAUUCAACACUUUCACCUCACUCAUACAUAACCACAGUCUUCGCAGAGGUACUCAUACAACAGUUGAGAAGUCCCUCCAAACUGCCAAUAUCCCAACCCCCUCCUUUAAAGUGCAGGCAUUGUACUUCCCAUUUCCAGGGCUCAAGUCUGGCUAACCAGUUUCCCUGAAUCCCUUCACAAUAUAUUACCCUGCUAACACUCCAACAGGUUGUCAGGUCCCAAAAACCAUUCGUCUCCAUUCACUUCUAUCUAACAUGCUCAUGCAUGCUUGCUGGAAGUUCAGGCCCCUCGCCCACAAAACCUCCUUCACCCCCUCCCUCCAGCCUUUUCGAGGACGACCCCUACCCCACCUUCCUUCCCCUCCAGAUUUAUAUGCUCUCCAAGUCAUUCUACUUCGAUCCAUUCUCUCUAAAUGACCAAACCACCUCAACAACCCCUCUUCAGCCCUCUUAAUACUUUUAGUAACUCCACACCUCCUAAUUUCCAUACUCCAAAUUCUCUGCAUAAUAUUUACACCACACAUUGCCCCUAGACAGGACAUCACUGCCUCCAGCCACCUCUUUGCUGCAGCAUUUACAACCCAAGCUUCACACCCAUAUAAGAGUGUUGGUAGCACUAUGCUUUUGUACAUUCCCUUCUUUGCCUCCAUGGAUAACAUAUUUUGUUUCCACUGAUACCUCAAUGCGCCACUCACCUUUUUUCCUUCAUCAGUUCUAUGGUUAACCUCAUCCUUCAUAAACCCAUCCACUGACAAGUCAACUCCCAAAUAUGUGAAAACAUUUACUCUUCCAUACUCCCUCUCUCUAAUGUGAUAUCCAGUUUUUCUUUAUCUAACUUGUUUGAUACCCUCAUCACCUUUUAUCUAUGUUCACUUUCAACUUUCUACCUUUACACACCCUCCCAAACUCAUCCACUAACCUUUGCAACUUUUCUUUAGAAUCUCCCAUAAGCACAGUAUCAUCAGCAAAAAAGUAGUAACUGUGUCAACUCCCAUUAUAUAUUUGAUCCCCAUAAUUUAAUUCCACCCUUUCCCCAACACCCUAGAAUUUACGUACUUCUUUUACAACCCCAUUAUAAAUAUAUUAAACAACCAUGGUGACAUUACACAUCCCUGUCUAAGAUCUACUUUUACUGGGAAGUAAUCUCACUCUCACCUUCAUAAAAACUCUUUACAGCAUUUAGUAAUUACUACCUAUUCCAUACACUUCCUAUUUUUUUUUUUUUCAACAAGUCGGCCGUCUCCCACCGAGGCAGGGUGACUAAUAUAUAUUAUAUUAUAUUAUAUUCUAGAUCAAUAUGUUAGGAAUUGUAAAGAUUGGUUUUUCAGAAGAAUACCAGUUUAUGAUACUAUAAUAGCAGGGCAAAAACUUAAGUGCUGGCCAGAUUUUGUCUGCUUGUUGAUUUUUUGGAAAUGUGGGCUUUAUUAUACCAACUGUGAUUAUACUUUCCCUGUAGUACUCCUCAUUACCCUUACCUACCCUGCCUCUUGCAUACUCUUAACCCUCAUUGGUCUCUUAUAUAGCAUAUUACAUGUCUGUCACAUCCUGCCCUGCAGUGCUGUAUAUCCAUUGUGGGUCUAGUGCUUAGUUUUGAUUGUAAUAAUAAUUUGUAAAUACGUAAGGAGGGGGAAUGAGGAACAAAGUGCAUACAUGCCAUGCAUCUAUUUUGCCAAAUGCACAUUAUUUUAUUUGAAUUCCUUUUUCAUUUCUAUUUACUCCCUCACCUUACUCCCUCCCUUACUCAUUUCUCCAAGUAUAUUCACAGUUCCUAAAAUAUGUGUACCUGCUUUCUAAAACAUAUUACCAUUGCUGCUUGUAACUCAAGCUGUGAACAUAUCGUUUCUUUUACGAGGCAUUCUUUGGAAUUUUUUUCUGCACUUGCAUUUUGGUUUGCAUUUAGCCCUUUGCUUUAUUAUUCAUAUACUGUACUGUAUUAUGAAUGGUAUUUUGUGCUUACAAGUUGCAACUGUAUAUUUUCAUAUAAAUGAAAAAAAGUGUUUAUAUUUUUCUGGAGAGGUAUUUCAUUAAACUGGUCUUAAUUGUAGUUUUGAAAUAAGCCACAUGUAAGUAUUUAUAAAAAACUAUUUAAUGGGUGAAAUUGGAGAGGUUUAUCAUUGAAAGAUAGUUUUCAUUUUCAAAUGGGUAAUUUUUAAUUAAAAUAGUAUAAGACCUUUUAAAUGUACAAUAUAAAUUGUUUUAUGAACAAGCAUGAUGCCACAUGCAAAAUACAUGUAUUGUGCAUUUUUCUGUACAUAGACAAUUGUAUGGAUGAGAUAAUGAAUAUUCAAUUAACUAAUGUAGUUUGCUUACUCACUUAACUACUGGACAUAAACAAAUGCCCAGUAAAACAUACUUAAGUCUGCUGUAUUGAUGGACUGCCAGACAUACCAUGAAUAAACUAGAGUAUACAAUACAGUAUUACCUGAAAAGAAAAUGGGUUAAAAGUACAGCACAGUACAAUACAAUAGAGUAC